Tigriopus californicus is the source of this 1149-nucleotide messenger RNA. It is a transcript of the gene l(3)73Ah, whose product is annotated as polycomb group RING finger protein 3-like. Gene Ontology annotation, biological process: regulation of transcription by RNA polymerase II. The transcript has a single exon. The coding region runs from base 334 to 1062 and encodes 242 amino acids. Gene Ontology annotation, cellular component: PRC1 complex. Lineage: Eukaryota; Metazoa; Arthropoda; Copepoda; Harpacticoida; Harpacticidae. The record is from RefSeq and is a predicted model, not a curated record.
AGCCAUUCCUACAUUGGGCUAGCCUGACUUGACUUUGUCCAAACUCGAGAGUUCAGAGCUUGACCCCGGGGUUCCACGGGUUCCACCCUCGACCAAAUCCGACGGAGAAAGCCGUACGUGCCUCCGAGCUGUCCCCUGGGCACCCGUAGCCGAGACCCAGACCAAUCACGGAUCUAGACCUUGACGUAUCUGGGGUGGUCUCAAGCCAGUCACGUCAUCGAUUGCUGCUGGAUUGGCGCUGGCCUUUGGAGUGAGAUUCCGGAAGCGUCUCGGGGGUUCCAGCGGGUUGGAUUGGGCUUGUGGGAUUGGUCUGUGGGUGCUUGAGACUGAAGGAUGGACGACCCGAUGGAGAAGCGCUGUCUCCUGCGGGACCUGAACGAGAUGAUCACGUGCAAGAUUUGCCAGGGCUAUCUGAUCGACGCCACCACGGUCACCGAGUGUCUGCACACCUUCUGCAAGAGCUGCAUUGUCAAACACCUGGAGGACGCCAACACGUGUCCGGAAUGCGAGGACCUGAUCCACCAGUCCCACCCGCUGGACUACAUCGCCUUCGAUCGCACCAUGCAGGACCUGGUCUACAAGAUCGUGCCGCAGUUGGAGAAGGCCGAAUACGACCGGGAACGGGCCUUCUACGCCGAGCGAGGCCUACCCUGUCCCAAGGACCAAAUGGCCGAGGAGAACGAGGAGCAGAAGAAGGCCCAGGAGGAGCAACAGAUGACGCCCGACGCCAAUACCAACAUGGAUUUCCACCGAUUUGACGAGCAGGUCAAUUUGUUGCUCGAGUGUCCGGCCGGGAGUGCCACGCCCAAGGGCGGACUCAAACGCAAGUAUAUUCGCUGUUCCUCCUUGGCCACGGUCACGCAUUUGAAGAAGUUCAUCGCCAAGAAGCUACUCAACUCCAUGGAGCGUUACAAAGACGUGGACAUUACGUGCAAUGACGAGCCGCUCUACAAGGAUCACACGCUCAAAUUCGUGUACGUCACCCGUUGGCGCACCAAAGACCCGCCCAUGAAGCUGACCUUCACGCCCAACGCACCCGAACCCGCGCCCGCCCUAUUAUAACCGAUGCGGGUGGGCCUCAGGCCCGACUAUUAUUGCUUAGAUAGAUCGUUUUUUUUUUCCUGCUAUUAUAAGAUUUAUUUUUUUCCA